Molecule: messenger RNA, 6374 nt
Organism: Lonchura striata (white-rumped munia)
Lineage: Eukaryota; Metazoa; Chordata; Aves; Passeriformes; Estrildidae
Source: RefSeq, a predicted model, not a curated record
GAGGGGCCCUGAGGAGCCGAGCGCGGCCUCGCGGGGCUCCCGGGGCUCCCGGGGCCGGCCCGGGCCGCCCCCGCCGCCAUGGCCCGCCUGGCUGACUACUUCGUGCUCGUGGGAUACGACCCCGGCAAGCGCGGGAGCGGGGAUGGACAGGGACAGAUCCUGCAGCGCUUCCCGGAGAAGGACUGGGAGGACAACCCCUUCCCACAGGGCAUCGAGCUGUUCUGCCAGCCCAGCGGGUGGCAGCUCUUCCCCGAGAGGAACCCCCCCACCUUCUUCGUGGCCGUGCUGACCGACAUCAACUCAGAGCGGCACUACUGCGCCUGCUUCACCUUCUGGGAGGCCGUGGAGAGCCCGCAGCCCCAGAGCCAGGCCAGGAACGGCGAGGGCGAGGAGGAGGAGGAGGAGGCCUCGUCGCCCGCGCAGCCUGCGCAGCUGUUCGCUCCCAAGAGCCUGGUGCUGGUGUCGCGGCUGGACCACGCCGAGGUGUUCCGGAACAGCCUGGGGCUGAUCUACACCAUCUACGUGGACGGGCUGAGCGUGUCCCUGGAGAACGUCAUCGGGAACCUGCUGACCUGCACCAUCCCCAUCACGGGGGGAGCGCAGAGGACCAUCUCGCUGGGAGCAGGGGACAGGCAGGUGAUCCAGACCCCCAUCAACGACUCGCUGCCCGUCAGCAGCUGCAGCGUGGCCCUGCUCUUCCGCCAGCUGGGCAUCACCAACGUGCUGUUCCUGUUCUGCGCGGCGCUGACCGAGCACAAGAUCCUGUUCCUCUCCAGCAGCUACCAGAGGCUGACAGACGCCUGCCGGGCCCUCCUGGCUCUCAUGUUCCCCCUCAAGUACAGUUUCACCUACGUGCCCAUCCUGCCCGCCCAGCUCCUGGAGGUGCUGAGCACCCCCACCCCCUUCAUCAUCGGCGUCCACUCCAUCUUCCAGUCGGAGACCCAGGAGCUGCUGGACGUGGUGAUCGCGGACCUGGACGGCGGCACCGUGAACGUGCCGGAGUGCGUGCACAUCUCGCUGCUCCCCGAGCCCCUGCUGCAGCAGACGCGGGAAGCCCUGUCCAUGGUCCUGGACCCAGAGCUGGAGGUGGCCGACCUCGCCUUCCCCCCUUCCACCAUUUCCGCCUCUUCCCUCAAGUUCCAGGACAAGGAGAUCCGGGCCGUGUUCCUGCGCCUGUUUGCUCAGCUGCUGCAGGGCUACCGCUGGUGCCUGCACAUCAUCCGCAUCCACCCCGAGCCCGUCAUCCGCUUCCACAAGGCGGCGUUCCUGGGCCAGCGGGGGCUCACCGAGGACGAUUUCCUGACCAAGGUGCUGGAGGGGAUGGCCUUCGCUGGCUUCGUCACCGAGCGCGGGGCUCCCUACCGCCCCAUCGACCUCUUCGACGAGCUCGUGGCCUACGAGGUGAAGCGCAUGAAGGCAGAGGAGGGGAACAAGCAGAAAAUCCUGAGGCACAUCAAGGAGCUGGCAGAGAAACUCUACAAAAAUGAGAACCCGUACCCCGCGGUGACCAUGCACAAGGUGCAGAAGCCCACGGAGGGCUGUCACCUGCGCCUGCACCAGAAGCCCUUCCCUCGCCUGGACGAGGGCACCGUGCAGUGGAUCAUCGACCAGGCCACGGCCAAGCUGCAGACGGCCCCGCCCGCCGUCAGGGCCGAGAAGAAGUGCAUGGUGCCCUCGGGACCCCCCAUCGCUGCCAUCCUGGAGCGCAACGGGAACGCCCUGGCCAACAGCGCCCGGCGCCUGGAGGUGGUCAGGAACUGCAUCUCCUACGUCUUCGAGAACAAGAUGCUGGAGGCCAAAAAGCUGUUCCCGGCCGUGCUGCGCGCCAUGAAGGGCCGGGCGGCCCGGCACUGCCUGACCCAGGAGCUGCACCUGCACGUGCAGCAGAACCGCGCCGUGCUGGACCACCAGCAGUUCGACUUCGUCAUCCGCAUGAUGAACUGCUGCCUGCAGGACUGCACGGCCAUGGACGAGCACGGCAUCGCCGCCGCCCUGCUGCCGCUGGUCACCGCCUUCUGCAGGAAACUGAGCCCUGGCAUCACCCAGUUCGCCUACAGCUGCGUGCAGGAGCACGUGGUGUGGACCAACAUCCAGUUCUGGGAGGCCAUGUUCUACUGCGACGUCCAGAACCACAUCCGGGCCCUCUACCUGGACAGCGCCGAGGAGAACCACAUGGAGCAGGAGAGCGCGGAGGAGCCGCAGGAGGCCAAGUCGGCGCUGGAGAUCGCCUCGGAGCAGCUGCGGCUGUGGCCCACCAUGAGCCGGGAGAAGCAGCAGGAGCUGAUCCAGAAGGAGGAGAGCACGGUGUUCAGCCAGGCCAUCCACUACGCCAACAGGAUGAGCUACCUGCUGCUGCCCCUGGACACCAGCAAGAACCGCCUGCUCCGCAGCUCCGGCCUGGGCGACGUGGAGAGCGUCAGCAACAGCUUCGUCACCAACAGCAUCGCGGGCAGCGUGGCCGAGAGCUACGACACCGAGAGCGGCUUCGAGGACGCCGAGAGCUCGGACGUGGCCAACUCCGUGGUGAGGUUCAUCAACCGCUUCGUGGACAAGGUGUGCACCGAGAGCGGCGUCACCAACGAGCACCUCAAGGGGCUGCACGUCAUGAUCCCGGACAUCGUGCAGAUGCACAUCGAGACGCUGGAUGCCGUGCACAGGGAGAGCAAGAGGCUGCCUCCCAUCCAGAAGCCAAAGCUGCUGCGGCCCAACCUGCUGCUGGGGGAGGAGUGUGUGAUGGAGGGGCUCCGCGUGUACCUGAUGCCGGACGGGCGCGAGGAGGGGGCCGGGGGCAGCGUCGGGGGACCCCCCCUGCUCCCCGCAGAGGGAGCCGUGUUCCUCACCACCUACAGGAUCAUCUUCAAGGGAACCCCCACCGACCCCCUGGGCAGGGCAGCCUCAGUCCAGCCUGUGCCCAUGGUGCUCCUGGGUGGAUCCAAGCUGUGCCCUGAUCCGUGGGAAGGGCUGCCCCCUGACCUGGCCCCUCUGUCACCCCCACGCGUGCCCCCCCAGCUGCUGAAGAUCGCCUUUGACGAGGAGGUGGCCUCGGACAGCGCCGAGAUCUUCCGGAAGCACCUGCACAAGCUGCGCUACCCCCAGCACGUGCGCGGCACCUUCGCCUUCACCGUGGGCCAGUCCCCCAAGCAGGCCAUGCAGCCCAAGGCCAAGGAGAAGAACCCCUCGCUCAGGACGCUGUCCAAGAACCUGGUGAAGAACGCCAAGAGGACGAUCGGCCGGCAGUACGUGACCCGCAAGAAGUACACGCCCCCGGCCUGGGAGCAGCGGGGCAGCCAGCACUUCCCCGAGGACAACGAGGACGAGAUCUCAGUGUCCGAGGAGCUGGACAGGAGCACCCUGACGCCCAGCAGCACCAUGAGGCCGUCGGAGAAGAUGACCAUGACGCACGUGGUGGAGCGCGCCUGCUGCCGGGACUACCAGCGCCUGGGGCUGGGCACGCUGAGCAGCAGCCUGACCCGCUCCAAGAACGAGCCCUUCCGCAUCUCCACCGUCAACCGCAUGUACGCCAUCUGCCGCAGCUACCCCGGGCUGCUGAUCGUGCCGCAGAGCAUCCAGGACAACACGAUCCAGCGGAUCUCGCGCUGCUACCGCCAGAGCCGCUUCCCCGUGGUGUGCUGGAGGAACUCCCGCACCAAGGCCGUGCUCCUGCGCUCCGGGGGCCUGCACGGCAAGGGCGUCGUCGGCCUCUUCAAGUCCCAGAACGCCCCGACCCCAGGCCCCUCGCAGGCGGACUCCACGAGCCUGGAGCAGGAGAAGUACCUGCAGGCUGUCAUCAAUUCCAUGCCCCACUACUCGGACGCCGGCGGGCGCAACACCCUCAGCGGCUUCACCUCGGCCCACAUGAGCAGUGCAGAUUUCUCCGACAAGAGGCAGCAGCCUAAGCUGGGAUCGCUCAUGAAGCAGGUGAUGGGAGGGAAGGACGAAGGGCCUGGGACUUUGAGCCGCGGAGGGCUGGGUCACAGAGCCAGGGUCAUCACCCUGUCCAGCCCCAAGUGCGCGUCGCCGAAGGGCCGCGAGACACCCCGAGGUACGGACGCGCCCGCGCCGCCCGGGGUGGCAGUGGCUCAGGCCAGCCCAGCCCUCGCUGUCCCUCCGCAGGGCGUGAAGCCGGACCCACUGCAGCACUGGGAGGUGGUGCCCAUCGAGGUGUUCGACGUGCGCCAGGUCAAGGCCAGCUUCAAGAAGCUGAUGAAGGCCUGCGUGCCCGGCUGCCCCUCCAGCGACCCCAGCGUGGCCUACCUGCGCUCCCUGGAGGAGUCGGAGUGGCUGUCCCAGAUCCACAAGAUCCUGCAGAUCUCGGUGCUGGUGGUGGAGCUGCUGGACACGGGCUCGUCCGUGCUGGUCAGCCUGGAGGACGGCUGGGACAUCACCACGCAGGUGGUGUCCCUGGUGCAGCUCCUGUCCGACCCCUACUACCGCACGCUGGAGGGCUUCCGGCUGCUGGUGGAGAAGGAGUGGCUGUCCUUCGGCCACCGCUUCAGCCACCGCGGCGCCCAGACCCUGGCGGGGCAGAGCAGCGGCUUCGCCCCCAUCUUCCUCCAGUUCCUGGACUGUGUGCACCAGAUCCACCUGCAGUUCCCCAUGGAGUUCGAGUUCAGCCAGUACUACCUGAAGUUCCUCAGCUACCACUACAUUUCCAACCGCUUCCGGACAUUCCUGCUGGACUCGGACUACGAGCGCAUCGAGCUGGGGCUCCUGUACGAGGAGAAGGGCGAGCGGAAGGGCCAGCAGGUCUCCAAAUCCAUCUGGGACUACAUCGACCGCCUCAACAAGAAGGCUCCCAUCUUCUUCAACUACCUGUACGCACCUGAGGACGGGGAGGUGCUGAGGCCGUACAGCAACAUCUCCAACCUGAAGGUGUGGGAUUACUACACGGAGGAGACGCUGUCCGAGGGUCCCCCGUACGACUGGGAGCUGGCGCAGGGGCAGCCGGAGCCGGCCGAGGAGCCGGACCGGCAGGACACGGCGGCCCCGCAGAGCAAGCGCCGCAUCAUCUGGCCCUGCUACGACAACCGCAGCCGCGUGGAGCCCGACGCCAUCUCCAAACUGCUCGAGGAGUUGCACAACCUGGAGAUGGAGCUGGGGCAGGUCCCGGAGCGCUGGAAGGACACGUGGGACAAGGUGAAAGCGUCCCAGCGCACGGAGGGGCGGCAGGAGGGCAGCAGGACCCCCAGCUCCUUGCUGAUGUCCUCGGGGCUGUCCCACCACCGGCGCUCGCUGGGCGUGUACCUGCAGGAGAGCGGGGUGGGCUCCACGCUCAACCUCAGCCUGGACAGCGACACCAGCAGCACCUCCACCCCGUCCAGCGGGAAGCCGGGCGGGCGCCGCAGCACCUCCACCCUCUACAGCCAGUUCCAGAUGUCCGAGAGCGAGAACAGAUCCUACGAGGGGUCUCUGUACAAGAAAGGCGCCUUCAUGAAACCCUGGAAGUCUCGGUGGUUCGUGCUGGAUAAAACCAAACAUCAGCUGCGGUACUACGACAGCCGGAUGGACACGGAGUGCAAGGGGGUCAUCGACCUGGCCGAGGUGGAGUCCAUCACCCCGGGGACCCCCACCAUGGGGGCGCCCAAGACGGUGGACGAGAAAGCUUUCUUCGACCUGAAGACGACGAAACGAGUUUACAAUUUCUGCGCCCAGGACGUGCAGCUGGCCCAGCAGUGGAUCGACCGCAUCCAGAGCUGCCUGUCGGACGCGUGAGCCCGGCUCAGCGGAGCCGCAAUUCCAGGCACGGCUGCCGGGCCCGCCGCGGGAGCGGAGGCAGCGCCCGGCCCGAGGCCGAGCCCGGGACUGAGGGAGAGGAGGAGCGGCCCUUCCUCCCUCCCGCCGGGCAGCACGGGCGUGGCCCGGGCGGUGGCACCGGGAGGGAUUCCUCGCGUUGAAGCGGGCGGGGGCCCGUGCCGCCCCCAGCCCCGUCUGAGCCGUGUCGUGAGCCCGUGUCCUCCUCCGUGUGCCCCAGCCCCGCUCCCCACCCCGCACUGCUGGGGAGGCAGAGCUGCCCCCUCGUCCUGCCCUUCGUCCUGCUGCCCUGCAUGUCUGCCAGCGUCCCCUGGAACCUGCCCUGCCCCUCCCGGCCUGGGAGCGACUCCUGGGCUCCGCUCCCGUCCGCUGGAGCCGGGACCUGCAGCUCGAUGGCAGAGGGGACCGAGCCCUGCAGCUCGGGAUGGCAGAGGGGACCGAGCCCUCAGGGGAUGGCAGAGGGGACAGAGCCCUGCAGCUCGAUGGCAGAGGGACAGAGCCCUCAGGGGAUGGCAGAGGGGACAGAGCCCUGCAGCUCGAUGGCAGAGGGACAGAGCCCUCAGGGGAUGGCAGAGGGGACAGAGCCCUGCAGCUCGAUGGCAGAGGGGAUUGCAGCUCAGGGG